AUGGAAAUUGAAGGUUGUGUCGACCCAGCCAAUAGAGCCGCAGAUGGAAUGCUGGAGGGAGUGUUCGAGGGUUCUUUAGAAAGGACUGAUGGUGAAGAAGAUGGUGGUGUUGAUGGGAGGGCUGAAGGUGCACUUGAGGGAACACUGGAACCAGAAGGAUCCAUAGACGAUUCAUUCGAAGGAAAACUAGAAGGUACUGCAGAUGGGGCUCCUGUGGGCAGAGUAGGACCACUGAUUGGCAAGCUGGACGGUGAGAGAGAGGGUUCCAUGCUGAGACUAGUAACGGGUUGGCUGGUGAUUUGCAUGAUAGAGGGGCUUCCAGGAGUCGGUGUGGGAGCAGAACUGGGAUUUUCAGAUGGGACUCUGGAAGGUAAAAGAGUUGGUUGUUCACUAGGGCUGUCACUGGGAUUGACAGAUGGAAUGCUGGUUGUUGGGGCAGCAGAAGGGUUUCCAGGGGUAACCGUGGGGCUGAAGCUUGGAUUUCCGGAUGGGACUCUGGAAGGCAAAAGAGAUGGUUGUUCGCUAGGGCUGUCACUGGGAUCGAUAGAUGGAAUGCUGGUGGUCGGUGCAGCAGAAGGGUUUCCAGGGGUAACCAUGGGGCUGAAGCUUGGAUUUCCGGAUGGGACUCUGGAAGGUAAAAGAGUUGGUUGUUCGCUAGGGCUGUCACUGGGAUUGACGGAUGGAAUGCUGGUUGUUGGGGCAGCAGAAGGGUUUCCAGGGGUAACGUGGGGCUGAAGCUUGGAUUUCCGGAUU
This is a messenger RNA of Seminavis robusta, 753 nucleotides long. The record is from the annotation of a GenBank genome assembly. Lineage: Eukaryota; Bacillariophyta; Bacillariophyceae; Naviculales; Naviculaceae.